CAGAAAUCCACUUCUGACUUCCCUAAAACCCUAAUACGUCCUCCUCUAAUCGCUCUCAUUUGCCAUUCACCAGCAGCCGCUAAGCUACACAGCGAGACAGAGAGAUACAAUGGUGUCGGGUUCAGGGAUCUGCGCCAAGAGGGUGGUGGUGGAUGCAAGGCACCACAUGCUUGGUAGGCUUGCCUCUAUCAUAGCCAAGGAGCUCUUGAACGGCCAAAAAGUUGUGGUUGUAAGGUGCGAGGAGAUUUGCAUCUCUGGUGGCUUGGUUAGGCAGAAGAUGAAGUACAUGAGGUUCUUGCGUAAGCGCAUGAACACUAAGCCUUCUCAUGGCCCCAUCCAUUUCCGUGCCCCUGCCAAGAUCCUCUGGCGCACAAUCCGUGGGAUGAUUCCUCAUAAGACCAAGCGUGGAGAGGCUGCUCUUGCUCGUUUGAAGGUUUACGAGGGUAUUCCACCUCCUUAUGAUAAGAUGAAGAGGAUGGUGAUCCCUGAUGCUCUCAAGGUGUUGAGGCUUCAGGCUGGACACAAGUACUGUUUGUUGGGCAGACUUUCAUCUGAGGUCGGAUGGAACCACUAUGAGACCAUCAAGGAGCUUGAAAGGAAGAGAAAGGAGAGGGCUCAGGUGGCCUAUGAGAGGAAGAAGCAGUUGACAAAACUAAGGGUUAAAGCUGAGAAGGUUGCAGAGGAGAAGCUUGGUUCCCAGCUAGACAUUAUUUCUCCAAUCAAAUAUUGAUUUGGAGAUAAGGUUGUUUUUCGUGUGAACAAUUUGAGAUUAUUGUUGUUGCAGCUAAAUUGUUUUCUGUUUAAACAAAUUACUUUUUUGAGUGGAUUACUUCUGUGUUAUUAAUAUAGAUUUCUUUUGCAA
Messenger RNA from Hevea brasiliensis (rubber tree), 862 nucleotides. Its product is annotated as 60S ribosomal protein L13a-4-like. Gene Ontology annotation, biological process: translation; negative regulation of translation. Gene Ontology annotation, cellular component: cytosolic large ribosomal subunit; ribosome. The coding region runs from base 110 to 730 and encodes 206 amino acids. Lineage: Eukaryota; Viridiplantae; Streptophyta; Magnoliopsida; Malpighiales; Euphorbiaceae. The record is from RefSeq and is a predicted model, not a curated record. The transcript has 4 exons. Gene Ontology annotation, molecular function: structural constituent of ribosome; mRNA binding.